GCUGAGGAAAUAAUAUAACCGUUUUUUUCUUAACCUUUUUUGGUUUUUGACUCAUGUUAUUUAUUGGUCUUGACCACAGAGGCAGAUGAGCAAACGUGGACGUCGUUAGCUUCAGUCUCUGCCCAGUGAUAAACUGAACCGCGGUGACAGUUUGACAGUUAGUUGGCGUUAAUCAAUACAAGUGACGGAGUUGGGAAGCACGCUGUUAUAGCUUUACAAUGACGGAACGCUCCUCGUUGUUGCUCCGGAAACAAUUAGCAGAGCUCAACAAGAACCCAGUGGAAGGAUUCUCUGCCGGUCUCGUUGAUGAUGAUGACAUCUAUCAGUGGGAAGUGGUUGUCAUUGGACCUCAAGACACGUUAUUUGAAGGAGGUUUCUUCAAAGCUACCCUAACGUUCCCCCGUGACUAUCCUCUGAGGCCUCCCAAGUUGAAGUUCGUCACAGAAAUCUGGCAUCCAAAUGUGGCAAAAAAUGGAGAUGUCUGCAUCUCUAUCCUGCAUGAACCUGGCGAGGACAAGUAUGGCUAUGAGAAGCCUGAGGAGCGCUGGCUGCCGAUCCAUACAGUGGAGACCAUCAUGAUCAGCGUUAUCUCCAUGUUGGCAGACCCCAAUGGAGACUCCCCCGCCAACGUAGACGCAGCUAAAGAGUGGCGGGAGGAUCCGAGAGGGGUUUUUAAGAAGAAGGUGGCGCGCUGCGUGCGGAGGAGUCAAGAGAUGGCUUAUGACUAAAGCCUUCCUCCCGCCAUCAACACAAUUGGAACUGGACAGGGGAUUUGACAACUGGUUACACUUAAAUUGGCUCGAUGGUCAUGGGGGCCCACAACUAGUCACCAAAACAAGAAAAAGACUCACAGGAAAAGAUUAAAAAAACAUAUUUCUCUACUAAUUUUGCUAUUUGAGGGUUUAUAUUUAUGACUUAUGCUGACUGGCAGAUGCAUUCAUGCUGCCAUGAGUUACAUUUUUCCACCAUCAAUUGCACCAGACACUUAUUGGUCAAGCAUCUACUUUUCACUCACAGGAAGACUAAUUACACAGCCUAAUACUUUCUCUAAUGUACAUACGUGUCAGAUUUUUAGGAGGAAUCCUCGUUGAUAAAUGCAACAUUUUUUGUUAUUUAGUUUACAUUUAUAUUGACCUAUUUAUUUAGAGUGAGGCUGUUUUAAGAUGCAUAUCAUCUGAGUUUUUUUGUUUAUUUUCACCCUGCCACACUGAGCCAUCCAGUCCACAGCUAAUUUUAAUCAAAUAUGCAAUUUUGCAAUAUUUACAGUCCCACUGGUUCUCAUUUCCCUGCACACCCUAAGUGUUCUCCAGAGAAUGUGGUCCUUCUCUCCCUGAUGGGCAAACUUAUCACCCAGCGCUGCCUUAACGUGGACUGCCAGCAAAGGAAAAGUAUAUCUUCAAUAAGGACCGCAUCCGAAGGCCUGUUUAGAAUCCAGAAAAAAAAAAACUUGUGGGCAAACCAAAGAGAAUACACACCAAUAAAUAUAUAUAUUUUAACGAACAUGCUACUUUUUUUUAUUUUACUCGUGUAAAUAUAAACUGUUUGUCCUUGCUUUGAUAAACUGUCAAUAUGCUUUUGAACACUGCAUGUUUAGAGAGAAUGCAUUCAGCUUGCCUCUGGGAGAGGCGGGAUGUUAUUGUAGUCGCGUUCAAUUGGGGUCUUUUUCACAGAAGGUAUUUUGACAUGUCGCAGGAGAUGCAGUGUAUAUAAUCAAAAUAAGUGGCUAAAUUCCAUUCAGCAGCUCCCGCCUCACGCUUAUCUUUAGAGGCACUUCAACAGAAUGUAGUUAUCACUAACAAUUUUCUGAUGAGUAAAAAUGUCUACCGUUGUAAAGGCCGACAACACCUACAUGAUCGGCUGAUCAGGUGACUUGGAGCCGAACGGUAAUAACCAAUUUGUAUGCUUAGUAUGGACAUCGGUUGAAUAACAGGUAUGUUGGCACACUUAUGAACUUUACAUUGUGAAAACUAGUAAUAAACCAUAUUGUGGACAAGU
This is a messenger RNA of Pseudoliparis swirei, 1995 nucleotides long. It is a transcript of the gene ube2g1b, whose product is annotated as ubiquitin-conjugating enzyme E2G 1b (UBC7 homolog, yeast). The transcript is spliced from 6 exons. The coding region runs from base 219 to 728 and encodes 169 amino acids. Lineage: Eukaryota; Metazoa; Chordata; Actinopteri; Perciformes; Liparidae. The record is from RefSeq and is a predicted model, not a curated record. Gene Ontology annotation, biological process: protein polyubiquitination; proteasome-mediated ubiquitin-dependent protein catabolic process. Gene Ontology annotation, molecular function: ubiquitin conjugating enzyme activity.